Molecule: messenger RNA, 867 nt
Organism: Colossoma macropomum (tambaqui)
Lineage: Eukaryota; Metazoa; Chordata; Actinopteri; Characiformes; Serrasalmidae
Gene: pdcd6
Product: programmed cell death 6
Exons: 6
Coding region: 119-673 (184 amino acids)
Molecular function (GO): calcium ion binding
Source: RefSeq, a predicted model, not a curated record
AGUGGCGAGUUUCGUUUGACGCCACGCCUCUGCGUGAAGAAUGUCAGAGUCAGAUUGAAGCAAGUUGAAGGACUACGCCUUGUGCUCUUGGCAUAAUUUAGCACGAAUACAAGUAGAAAUGGCUUAUCAUAACCAGUACCGACCUCCGCACUAUAACAGCCCGCCGGACCAAGCGUUUCUGUGGAAUAUAUUUCAAAGAGUGGACAAAGACAGGAGUGGAGCAAUAUCAGACACAGAGCUUCAGCAAGCUUUAUCAAAUGGCACAUGGACACCAUUCAAUCCUGUGACUGUCAGAUCAAUUAUAUCUAUGUUUGACAGAGAGAACAAAGGUGGGGUGAACUUCAAUGAAUUUGCCGGUGUAUGGAAGUAUAUCACCGACUGGCAGAACAUCUUCCGCACCUAUGACCGUGACAACUCAGGGUUCAUUGACAAGAAUGAGCUAAAACAGGCUCUUACUGGCUUUGGGUAUCGUCUCUCAGAUCAGUUCUAUAACACGCUGAUAGAGAAGUUUGACCGGCAGAGGAAAGGUCAGGUGGCCUUUGAUGACUUCAUACAGUGCUGUAUCGUACUACAGAGGUUAACGGACGUGUUCAGGCGAUACGACACAGAUCAGGACGGCUGGAUCCAAGUCUCCUAUGAGCAGUAUCUCUCUAUGGUCUUCAACAUCGUAUAGCACAGCAUUGUAAACCGCACACACUAGUGCCAAACACCAAAUCUCUUCCCCCAUAUAGUCUUCCAUCAGAGACACCACACACUCCCCUCUGAAGGAGAUUUAGGGGACAGAGUAUUAAGACUUCAGCUUACAGAUUUAUGUCUUUGUCUGUCUGUCUGUGGUCAUGUUUCUUUAUGAUGUUAAGUGUAAUCAUU